AUUUGUGAGAGGGGACGCUUCCAGGCCCGUUAACGGUCCACCCAGGAUUCGUAAGCAGCCAGAACGACCAAUUGCAUUCCGACAAAUUUCGGGCUCGACGCAGGCAGCACGGCGUCAAACCCAUUCACCGAGUUGGAAGAGACCCUGCAACCUCUGCAACGUGACAACCAGUUUGCCAUCAAAGGUUGUCACUGGCCUUGUAUUAGCCAGCUAUCUUCAAUUAGCUGAGCUAGCUACUAGCAAUCUAUCCAACAAAGCCGAGCCGCUAAAGAAGGAGUCAUUUCAUUUCAUCUCUCACGAUACGAUUCAUCAUUCGACGCCAGAGUAGCUUCUAUUCUAUUCAGGCUUUCUGAAUUGUUCUGUCUAUCUGCGAUCACCUAUUACUGCUCACGCUACCUACUACCGUACCAGUAGCUAGCUAUACCCACGAAACAAUCCAAGCACGAAAGAUCGACGAACGAAACGAAACAACGCUACUCUGUUUGUUAGUUGACCAUGGCUCAAGGCAAUCUCCCUCAACCUUGUAGUACCAGCACAAUGACUAUAACACGCGACAACAAUGGCGAAAUUCGGCUUCGAACGGUCAAGCGCUCCAAGACUCCUCCUCCAUCGGAACAGUUGAUGCUUCCGCAGACACCUCCACGAAUGUCUCACGGAGGAGAGAACAGCACUAUCUCUUCUCCUCGCCCCAAUCGAGCCCGCGUCAAUUCUCGAGAAUACAUUCACUCGUACGACGGAAUCUAUGCCGAUGGGGAUGACAUGGCGGGCUUUGAUAUUCAGCGCAAUGCCGGUAGUUGGUGGGAAAAUCAGCAGCGGCACAUGUUCUUGGCGUAUGUGAUUGUGCUUUUCUUUGUGGGGCUUUCCGUGGAAAUGAUCGUGUCGGGAUUGGUGGAGGAUAUUUCCGUUCGAAAGGCAUCCAUGACGGUCACCAAUCUCAUUCACUUCUCCGUGACGCUCAUCUAUUUGCACUGGAUGAAAGGAGGCACUCACGAAGAUCAGGGAGAUUUGGAUCAUUUGACGUUGUGGGAACAGAUUGAAGCCACACCCAAUACGGGAGGGCUACGAUUGGCUCUGAGGAUUGUUCCCACUGUACUCUGUUACAUGGCUUGUUUGUGGGCAGGAUUCACAGAUGGUCCACGUCUUUGUAUCAUCAAUUUGAUUAUUUGGUAUUUGACGCUGCUAGGGAAGAUGCCCUGGAUGAAUGGUGUUCGAAUCUUUGGAAUCAAUUCUCAUAUUACUGAUGGAGAACGCAAGGUAGAAGAACAUGCCAGGUCCAGCUAAGGGACGGGCAAGCACUGAAUGGAAUGGAAUCAAUCCAUGCAGCUUUCUCUUUUUUCUUCUUCUCAAAACAACAAACAACAACUGUCAGAAAGACCCUCGACUCGGAACCAGCGAUCUACCGUACUACAGGAAUCGAAUUGAAUCAUUUACAUUACCACGCCCGGCCCCGGGCAUCAAUGCCGACGCGUGUUGUCGUUGGAUUGGUGCUCUAUACGAUUUUCAAGAAAAACAAGAACAAAAAACGACACUUUUACUUGAAUAGAAGUUCAGGUGGAAAAAGAGACGCGGAAUAUGUCUCGAGUAAUACACCAACAGGACAGGUCGAGUUUUAGCAUGGCUCGAUAUAAAUAUAUAUUAUAUUACAUGUACUAGACAGACAGACAACAUGCAUGUGUAUGUACGUUUUAAAAUAGAAGCAACCUUCAGAGU
Molecule: messenger RNA, 1710 nt
Organism: Seminavis robusta
Lineage: Eukaryota; Bacillariophyta; Bacillariophyceae; Naviculales; Naviculaceae
Source: the annotation of a GenBank genome assembly